Peromyscus californicus insignis is the source of this 5391-nucleotide messenger RNA. RefSeq names its product epiphycan (gene Epyc). Bases 9 to 977 code for a protein of 322 amino acids. Lineage: Eukaryota; Metazoa; Chordata; Mammalia; Rodentia; Cricetidae. The transcript is spliced from 6 exons. Gene Ontology annotation, molecular function: protein binding. The record is from RefSeq and is a predicted model, not a curated record.
CUUGAAAGAUGAAAAUGCUAGCAAGAACUGUCCUGGUACUUAUCAUCUUCGAUGCUACAUUGACGGCGCCAACUACAGAGCUCUUUAACUAUGACUCAGAAGUCUACGAUGCCAUCUUGGAAGACCUGGGAACCUUUUACAAUUAUGAACAGAUACCUAUCAACAAAGUAGAGGGUGAAAAGGUGACCGAGAGGCUUUCUGGGAACAGAGAACUCCUCACCCCAGGCCCUCAGCUAGGGGACACUCAGGACGAGGACAAGGAUGAAGAAUCCACUCCCCGGCUGAUAGAUGGCUCUUCCCCACAGGAGCCAGAAUUCCCAGGGCUUCUGGGUCCACACACCAAUGAAGACUUUCCAACCUGCCUUCUGUGCACUUGUAUAAGUACCACUGUAUACUGUGAUGACCAUGAACUUGAUGCUAUUCCUCCACUCCCUAAGAAGACUACAUAUUUCUAUUCGCGCUUUAACAGAAUUAAAAAGAUCAACAAAAAUGACUUUGCAAGCCUAAGUGAUUUAAAAAGGAUUGAUCUGACAUCAAAUUUAAUAUCGGAGAUUGACGAAGAUGCGUUCCGAAAGCUGCCUCGUCUCCAGGAGCUUGUCCUACGUGACAAUAAAAUAAAGCAGCUUCCAGAAUUGCCAACCACGCUGACAUUUAUUGAUAUCAGCAACAAUAGACUCGGAAGGAAAGGGAUUAAGCAAGAAGCAUUUAAAGACAUGUAUGAUCUCCACCAUCUCUAUAUCACGGAUAACAGCUUGGACCACAUUCCUCUGCCACUUCCAGAAACUCUACAGGCUCUUCACCUUCAGAAUAACAACAUUCUGGAAAUGCAUGAGGAUACGUUCUGUAAUGUUAAAAAUUUAACCUAUGUCCGUAAGGCGUUAGAGGAUAUUCGACUGGAUGGAAACCCUAUCAACCUCAGCAAAACUCCUCAAGCGUACAUGUGUCUACCUCGUUUGCCCAUUGGAAAUUUUGUCUAAUGUUAGAAUGCUAGGCAAAUGUCAUGAUUAUGAUGCUUUUUGUAGCCAAGUGACUCAUAGCUCUCUUCAGAAACAAACUCAGUGCAUUUCAGAUGCAUUGAAGAAUGUGGCAUGAUUAUAUAAAUCAAUAAGCUAAGGGUGUUAAGAUAAAAUAAGGAUUUAAUAAUUUAACUAAACAUGAGUUAGGUAUAAGCUUAUAAAAUAUGUUGAGAGUAAAUGAAAUGACAACAAAUUUCAGCUACUCUUACAAACUACGUACAAUUUGAAAAUUGUAGGGGUUUAUAUAAAAUUAAAUAUGUAAGAAAGAAAACAUUUGAAAUGAAUACUUUAGAUAUGUUGAUAAGAUGUACACAUUUUAAUCGAAUUUUUCUAGUCUUUAUUUUCACUGGUGUGUGGUCCCCACCUAUUUCAUGUAAGAAAGCAAAGGAAAUUAAAUGUGUUUGAAAAAUAUAUGGUCUUGUGAGAAAGCAUUUCUUAUAAUCAUGGUGUGCAGCUUCCUAAUGACAUCUGUCAUCUUUAAGACCCAUCAUUCUACACCCUUGAUUGCCUGUAUUUCUCUAGCUUUGAAAAUAAUAUAUGGGACAUGCAACAUAUUGAAGCUGCUGUGGUAACAACACCAAGGAAGAGCAGAAAAUAACCUUAUAAGGAGAGUGGAUUAUUUUUAAAAUCUUUGAAAAUUAAUCAUAAUGUAAGUAUAUGGUUAAAAACCGAAAUAAUGGAAAAGAUUUGCCUUCAGGAACAAGACCCCAAGCUCCAGUCACUAAUCUUAUAUAACUCUAUAAAAAUUUCUCCCAGAAAAAAAUUCCUCCUUUUAUAGAAAUAUAUGUCUUCAAAUGUGAUAUAUAUAUAUAUAUAUAUAUGUAUAUAUAUGCACAGUAUAUGUAUAUAUAUACAUAUACACACACACACGCAGUACUGUUACAUGUCUGUACACAUGAACAUUCAUUUUUAAGUGCAAAAGAUACUAAGUAUUCAGAACCUUGCUUAUAUAAUUUCAAAAUAGUCCCUGGGGCCAUUUCCAUAUGAGUACAGGCCCUGGCAUUCUGAGAAGCUGUCAUUUCAUUCCAUGAAUAUUAAAAUUUUGCAUUUACACCAAAACUGUAAAUAAUGCCCAUGUUGAGCACACAUAACCAUAUGCUUGAGAGCACCUCUAUGGACAAAGUCAUAGAAGUAAGAUUCUGGGUCAAAUGCUAUUCAAGUUCUUAAUAAAUGGUAUUAAAUUUCCACAAAAGAUGCUAAAUAAAUUUGGUUCAGCCUUGAGCAGGGUGGAGGUUUGGUAUGGAUGCUGUGCCUCGGGUUGAGCACUACUAACACUUAUUCUCAUUUGACCAGUUGCAUGUCUCUAUAUUAAUCUCCAUCUGCUGGGGAAAAAAAAAGUCUCUGAUGAAGGCUGAGAGCUGCACCAAUCUAUAGGUAUAAAAUAUAUUUAUUUAGAAGGCAACUUGAUAUUAUGUGCAUUUAACAAAAUAAUAGCAGGGUCUCCUUUGGACUCCUCAAAAACAUUGAAAUCACUUAAUUUCUUCAUAUUCCUUAUCAUUUAUAUAUCCAAUACCUAUAGACAUUAAAACUAUUUCUCAAAUUUUAGAGCAGUUUUUCUAAUGUGGGAACCUGCCUGGGACCGACCUAGGCUCUCUAUAUGUGUGACAGUUGUGUGGCUCGGUCUGUUUGUAAGGCUCAUAGCAGUGGGAUAAGGACCUGUCCCCGGCACUUGAGCUGGCUUUUGGGAACCCAGUCCCCAUGCAGGGUUGCUUUGCCCUGACUUGAUGCAGGGGAAGGAGCUUGAUCCUGCCUCAAUUUGAUGUGCUAUGCUUUGUUCAAGCCCAUGGGAGGUCUGCCCCUUUCUGAAUGGAGAGGCUUUCUUGAGAUGUAUAACUGAUGUGGGAGAAUCCAAUCUAUUUUAGGCAGCACCAUUCAUGCCUAAGCAAAUAGGCUUGUAUAACAAAAGCAGCUGACCCAGUGGGUCAAGGAGUAAGAAACCUUCCUCCAUGAUUGCUGACUCCAGUUUCCUUCCUUGAGUUCCUGUACUGAGCACACAUUUCCCAGUGUUAACGCUCUCUGCUUUUUUAGUUUUCAAAACUAAGUUAUUGUUAUUGCAGGAUUAAUAGCAUUUUCAAAAGGUGAUAGGGAAUGAUACUAUAUGCAUGACAAUAUAUAUUAUACAUGCAUUAUCUGGAAAGGAAUAGCAACACUCUUUGUACUUACCAUAAAAUUAAGUUUCUCUGUAUAAUUUAGAAUGACUUAAUGGUUCAUAGAUAGGAAAACUCAUACCUCACAAAUUUGUAAAGUAGCCGUAUAUCUUUGCAAAUUCCCAAAAUAAAUGAAUAAGAAAUUUCCCCAAGCCCUCGCACUCCUUCACAAAAUGCUCACUUCUUUUCCAUUAAUUAUAUAUCUAUGAGUAAAUAAAUAAAUACAACUUGCUGACUCCACAUAGUGUUACAUGUAUUUAUAUGCUUUUAAGGCCGACCACUUGGCAUUAGAUAACCCAGUCAGGGGGAUUAUUGUUGGGGAAAGACUGAUUCUCCCUCUCUCAGUAGUUGUUAAUUGUCUACAGCUCUUUAUCUAAGGUUGGGGCCCCAUGAGAUUUCCUGCAUCUAUGUUGGGAGUUCAACUGGUGUUAGAAUUAUUCCAUUCUUGUUUAAGCAGCCAUACUGUAAAGAUUUCUUGUGUCAAGCUUCCCUGUCAUAUGUGGGAGACUCAAUCUUGUGGCAUACUUCCUAGGCCUAUGGCUCUCUUACAAUCUUUCCACCACAUCUUCGUCAAUGUUCCUUGACCUCCAGUGUAAGGGUUGUAUUGUACAUGUAUCACUUUUUUGCUGGGCAUCCUAGAGUCAAUUGUUCAUUGCAUUUUGACCAGCUGUGUCUUUCUGUAAAGGUCUCUAUUUGCUGAAAAAAUAAACUCCUUUGAUGUUGAGUUCGAGCUACACUUAGCUGUAGGUAUAAAAAGAAGAAUUUAAAAUGCAGUUAGGAAUUAUACUUAGAAAGUGGAUAGAAGGAUCUUCUUUAAGACCUAUGCCCUUACUGGCCAUGUUAGUGGAUUAUUUUCCAGAAUCAGACAUUAUUUCCCUUCUGUUAAAUGGGUCUUAUGUUCAAUUAGAUCAAUGUUGGCUACUGCCAAGUUAUAAAUGCCACUAUUGCAUUUCUAGGGAUGUAAUUCCAUGUUAAUCUUUGUUGUGGUUCACGAGAGCCACAGUUGGGUAGGACUACUGAUUGUGUUCCUGUCUUUGAAGCUUAUAUAGCACCUGCCAGUACUGUGAACUUAGUCCUCAGGGAGGAGGUUGGUGAAUCAGAUCUAGCAUGAAUCCUCUGAAUCCUGUGUCUGAAUUAUGUGAUGUCUUCAGCAAGCAAGACCUACACUGAAUGUCUGGGAAGUAGCCAAAGGUAAAGGCAAUAGCCUAUAAUGUUUUGGGAGUCUCUUGCUCUCCCCUGACCAAUAUCUGGAACAGAGAUUUCUUAUGCUUGGUACUGGGUUUUUGUUAGUCUAUUUCUCUUGGGAGAAGCACUAUCACCCCAAGUGACUUAACCUCGUGUGUGUGUGUGUGUGUGUGUGUGUGUGUGUGUGUGUGUGUGUGUAAUUUUAGGUUAUAUAAAAAUUAGAUUGUGUCUUUUUCAGACAUCCUUAGUGUUAUGUACCCCUCUUCCCUCCUUCUCUUUCUGUUUUGUUCUCCCUCCCCUUCCCAGUUAAAGCCACCUCAUCUCCAUUUUUCCAUCUCCAUUCAUAAUCACCUGUAUCCAAACAAUUAAAGUAUAUUUUUAUUAGAUCUUUGAGAGAUUAAUACCUAUUUUUGACCGUUUUUUACCCACCCUCCCUCCUUCCCUGAAAAUCAUCCCCAAUUCACCACUAAACCUUCUUAUUCACACAUCUUUGUGGGGUUUUUUGUCAUUUUUUUAAUCCUCCAAGACCAAUAUUUGCUGCUCAAAUAUUCUUGGAUGUGUGGUCUGCCACUAGACAGUGGUCAGCUUAUCAAGGGUUACACUCUUCAAGAUUGCAGUCUGCCUGUCUUUCUCCCCACAGCUGGUAACUGCCAACAGCGCUAUGGCUGGGGGUGUAUUGGUUGCGUGACUCCUCUCCUCAUCCUGGGAUUUGGUCUGACAUGGGUUUGCCCCGGUUUUGAAGAAGCUGUUGAAAACACUGUGAGUUCAUAUGUGGAACUACCCUGCUCUGUGUAGAAGAUAAUGUUUCCUUGUAGCCAUUCACUCCUUCAGGCUCUCACAUUCUUCCUGCCCUCUCUUCUUCAGUCAGUCCUGAGCCUUAAGGAGGAGGUUGGGGCCGGGCGGUGGUGGCGCACGCCUUUAAUCCCAGCACUCGGAAGGCAGAGCCAGGCGGAUCUCUGUGAGUUCAAGGCCAGCCUGGGCUACCAAGUGAGUCCCAGGAAAGGCGCAAAGCUACACAGAGAAACCCUGUCUCGAAAAACCAA